This is a messenger RNA of Vigna unguiculata (cowpea), 1438 nucleotides long. RefSeq names its product epsin-3-like. Gene Ontology annotation, cellular component: endosome; plasma membrane; clathrin vesicle coat. Gene Ontology annotation, molecular function: phospholipid binding; clathrin binding. NCBI's taxonomy places the organism in Eukaryota, Viridiplantae, Streptophyta, Magnoliopsida, Fabales, Fabaceae. The record is from RefSeq and is a predicted model, not a curated record. Gene Ontology annotation, biological process: endocytosis.
UGCACCGCACAUACGCUGACUUCUCAAAAUCCCUAGAAGUUUUCAAAAUAUUCAACUUUAGAAUAUAAUAAAUAAGUUCUUUUAAAAUAGUUUCUGCUAGUUUCAAUCAUCUGUAUCAAAAACUCAACUUUCCUUUCCAUGCCUCAGCUUGUUUCUUCCAACUCAAGAAGAUUUCAAGGAACUGAUUCAGUUUAGCUAUGUCAUGUCACUGUUGUUAACCAAAAAAUGGCCACACCUUUGUUCCGUGAUUUUAAAAAGCAAGCUUCUUUCUUCCUCAAGGAAAAAUUCAAGACUGCUAGGUUGGCUCUCACUGAUGUUACUCCAGCAGAACUCAUGACAGAAGAAGUUACCAGAGGAAAUCCAUGGGCCCCGGAUUCUCCAACACUUAGAUCAAUUUCAAGGGCUGCUUUUGAGCUUGAUGAUUAUUGGAGGAUUGUAGAGAUUCUGCACAAAAGACUCCUUAAAUUUGAGAGGAAGAAUUGGAGGGCAUCUUACAAUUCUCUGAUUGUGGUGGAGCACCUGUUGACUCAUGGACCAGAAAGUGUUGCAGAGGAAUUUCAGAGUGACAAAGAUGUAAUUAGUCAGAUGAAAGAUUUUCAUUAUACUGAUGACAGUGGGUUCAAUUGGGGUGUAACUGUUAGAAAAAAAUCAGAACGGAUUUUGAAACUCAUGGAAGAAGGAACUCUCCUUAAGGAAGAAAGAAACCGUGCUCGGAACCUGUCCAGAGGAAUUCAAGGUUUUGGAAGUUUCAGUCAAAGGUCAACUCAAGAACAAGGAGUUCUGCAUGAAAAAUCAUUGCCAACCACAUUUGACAGAUCUAACUCUGAUUUCAACAACGGUCAAAGUCAGGAAAACCAGUCAUUUGGCUCACACCAUUUUCUGGACACAGCAGCAGUUAAAUCUCCUACUCCUAGUCAUGAGGGGGGAUUUUUGAAGUCUCAAGAUGAUUGUGUAGAGCCAGAGAGCUACUUGCAUGAUCAUGGAAACGCUCAAAUGCAUCAGAAAUUUGAGACAAGCUCUAAAGAAAUGAUGACACCUUGCAAGGAAUUCCAUCUAUGGAACUUGAAAGGGGAAUCCAAUCCACUUUUGGAUGGUAACCAAGAGAAUGAUUCCAGACUUGGUAUGUUCACAGCCGAAGAUGAUCACCCCUUUAACUCCAAAGAAAUGCAUUCCACUUCUUCCCUUCUUCCUUCUGGAUGAAGUUAAGUAUCAGAAUGAAGGUAACAAGGUAUACUUCACUUCAUGUGAAGAAAAUUAUUCCAAUCAAGGUCUUAUACUACAUGUAUUUGUGUAUAUGGAUUACCUUAUUUCCUCCUACAGUUUUCCCCGAGGAGAAAAGAGAAAAAUGUUUGUAAAUUUGGACCUGGAAGAAAGCAUAUUGGAAUGAAUCGAUGAGUAUAAAUAAAGCACACACCUAUUUGCUGCAGAUUCUGAAUUA